Molecule: messenger RNA, 1446 nt
Organism: Colletotrichum chrysophilum
Lineage: Eukaryota; Fungi; Ascomycota; Sordariomycetes; Glomerellales; Glomerellaceae
Exons: 3
Coding region: 1-1446 (481 amino acids)
Molecular function (GO): aldehyde dehydrogenase (NAD+) activity
Source: RefSeq, a predicted model, not a curated record
AUGGCGCCAGCGAUUGAUAUCAAGACCUAUCCGGGCAAUAUCAUCAACGGAGAAUUUGCCCCAACAGCCGAAACCCGGCACUCAAUUGACCCCGCAACGGAAGAGUCUCUCUACGAGGUGCCGGUCGCCACCAAACAACAGCUUGACGAUGCAGUUCAACACGCCAGGAAGGCUUUCAAGACAUGGGGCAAGACAACUCAUGAGGAGAGGUCAAAGCUCGUGCUGCAGUAUGCGGACGCUAUUGAAGAGAACAGGGAAAGCCUGGAGAAGCUGCAGACCAUGGAGCAAGGCAAGCCUUUGGGCCUAGCUAACUCGGAGAUGACCAUGACUAUAGCCUGGCUGCGUGCUUUUGCAACCAUGGAAGUGAAAGACGAGGUUCUCGAGGACAAUGACGAGAGAACAAUCUACUCGACGUUCCCUCCCCUUGGAGUUUGCGGUGCCAUUGUUCCCUGGAACUGGCCAAUGCUGUUGGGUUUGGGCAAGGUCGGACCUGCGCUUAUGACGGGCAACACAAUCAUCAUGAAGCCGUCGCCUUAUACGCCGUACUGCGACCUGAAGCUGGGCGAGAUCGCAAUGUCUAUCUUCCCCCCGGGAGUGUUCCAAGUCCUUAGUGGCAACGAUGAUCUCGGUCCAUGGAUGACGGCACACCCAGGAAUCGACAUGAUCGCUUUCACCGGAUCGAUCGCUACAGGGAAGAGGGUCGCGGAGAGCUGCGCCAAAACUCUCAAGAGAUGUCUUCUCGAGCUUGGCGGCAACGAUGCUGCCAUUCUCUGUGAGGAUGUUGACAUCUCUAAGUGUCUGCCCAAGAUCGCGACACUUGCCUUUUUGAACUCGGGCCAGAUCUGCAUGCUAGUGAAGCGAAUCUACGUCCACGAAAAGAUCUAUGAUGAGUUCAGAGAUGCCAUGGUAGAGUUCACUAAAAACAACAUCAAGACUGGUGGGGGCUUUGAGCCGGAUGUUAUUGUUGGGCCUCUUCAAAACAGCAUGCAAUAUGAGCUGGUCAAGAACAUGUACGCAGACAUCGAAAAGUGCGGUUGGAUAACAGCACUGGAGGGUUCUGUCCGUGAAACCUGCAAGGGCUACUUCAUCGAGCCUGCGAUCAUUGACAACCCACCUGAGGACUCUCGUAUCGUCAAAGAAGAGCCGUUUGGACCAAUUGUGCCGUUGCUGAAGUGGUCCUCCGAGGAGGAUGUAAUCGACCGUGCCAACGGCCUUGAAACGGGCCUCGGCGCAUCGGUGUGGAGCAAGGAUCUGAAGCGCGCUGAGCGGAUGGCCCGGUGCCUCAGUGCCGGAAGCGUCUGGGUCAACUCGCAUUUUGACGUUGCACCCAAUGUUCCCUUCGGAGGUCACAAAGAGAGUGGAAUUGGAAUGGAAUGGGGCAUUGAAGGAUUCAAGCAAUACACCAACACGCGGAGCCUUUGGGUGUGGAAGAAAGUCUUUGAGUAA